GGCGUUUUUGUUGCCAAAUUUUAAGCCACUUCCACCGGUCAUAAAGCUCACCAUGGCCCCACAACCGGUGGUAACAGGACUGUCUCCAAAAGAGGGUCCUCCUGGUACUCGCGUCAUCAUUCGAGGCGAAUUUCUGGGCACUCGAGUGCAAGACCUAAUUGGUCUAAAGAUUUGCGGCUCCGACUGUCUGCUGUCUGCGGAAUGGAAAUCGUCCAACAAAAUUAUAGCACGCACCGGCCCGGCCAAGGGAAAGGGUGACAUCAUAGUGACCACUCUAAGCGGCGGAGUGGGUACGUCGACAGUUCAGUUCCGUGCCUAUCACGAAACCAUCGGUCCGCUGAAGGAGUCUGCUGUAUGGAUUGAAGAGUCGCCUUCACAAAAUUUUGCCUGGGGAAGACGAACCCUGACUCAGUCGGGGCUAACGCAGGAGGAUCCUCUGGGGCUAUCAAUCGAAGGCAAUGAACAGAAGAUCCCAGAAGAUCUGCGAGAUUUGUUUCCCGAGGCCUGUGGCGAUCUAUCGCAGGAGCACUUUUCGCCUUCCUGGUUCCUGCUGGAAAAUCAUUUGGCCACAUCCUUUGAAGACCUCAAGGCAGGCUUGGCAUAUCUGAAGCGUAAGGUGGAGAGUCAAAAGGAGGGACAGUUGUCGUUCCUCAAAUCCAAUGCGGGCUCUGUCAUUGACCAGCUGGACACGCUGAUGAAUAUACGGGACAAGCUGCAAGAGGAUCUCAAACUGCAUGGAACCGAACCGCUGAACAUUCUGGAAGCGUCCAUAGAGAACUCAAUUACCGAGUCGCAGAAGAUCUUCACAGAUGUCUUGGUGCGUAAGGAGAAGGCAGACUCCACCCGAUCCGUCUUGUUCGCUCUGUCCAGGCACAAGUUUCUCUUCUGCCUGCCUAAUGCGGUGGAUCGGCGAGCAAAGGCGGGCGAAUAUGACAUAGUGGUCAAUGACUACUCACGCGCCAAGAACCUGUUUGGCAAGACUGAGAUUCCCAUAUUCCGGAAGGUGCUGGAAGAGGUCGAUCAACGUAUUCUUUCCAUACGGAAGCAGCUUCACGAGAAGGUGGUCAAGAUGCCUCAAAGCGUGGACCAGCAGAAGAAGUUAAUAAAGGCCUUGACCAGCCUGGAGCUCCAGCAGAGUGGCACGCCCAUUGGAGAUAAGCUGCGGAACAUAGAUCCUGCAUGGGAUGCCAUUGAGGCCAGAGCCAAGUAUCUGGAGGCUACUUUCCGGCAAACAUUCGAGCAGCAUGCCAACAAAGAUGCAGCCGGCACGCCGGAGAAGUCCAAGAGUCGUGACCGUGAUCGUGAUCCCAGCCAGGCGCCAAGUCGUGUCAACUUUUGCGAGGAGCUCUGCGACAUUGCCGCUUCUCAGUUGCCGGAUUUGUGGCGUCUAGGCCAGCUUUACUUCACAGGAGAGCUCCGGGGUCCCCACGAUCCAAAGCCGGGUGAUUUCAAGAAAAUGAUUCUCAACGCGAUUGAGAAAUUUUGCGUGUAUCUGCGACUGGCCAUACUCAUAGCCGGUGAUCAGCGUGCAUUGCGCCAGUCCAGCGGCCUGAGCUGGUCGAUUGGCUCCGCCUCGGCCACACAUCAGUUCCUCCCGUGGAUUCCUCAAUGUCUUCGCUAUACGAGAAUUGCCUAUGCCACCCUAAUUGGCCUGGAUUUGCCCUCCGAUGCCCUGGACAUCAUUCAGAAACUUAUCGACGAGGUCCGGCUCUUCUGUUUCUCCAUCAUCUUCAAACGCUCCACAGACCGUUGCAAGAAGCUGGGCAGCCAGGAGACCUGGGAGCUGGGUGUAGAAGAUUAUCCCGGUGCAACCAUUCUGCCCGCCGCCCUGGAGGCACUUCUCGUGGAAACGCUGGAUGAGGUGCAGUCGGUUUGCAUGCAGCCAGAGUCCCGGGAGGGAAAUCUGCUUGAGCCGCAGUCAGAUGGACAGCGUGAGGUGUCGCAGCGCCUGCAGGAAUUUCUCUCCACCUUCAGUGCGGUUAUUGAGGAGCUGGCCUUUCAGUCCCACGACGAGGAGACGCCCACGCACAACGUCUCCCAGCUGUUGGGCUUUCCCAAUGCCCAGCAGCUGGACUCUGUAGCCAGUGGUGGAGCAGCGGUCACCUGGGAGCAGCGUAUGCUCUGUUGCCUGGCCAAUUAUGCCUACUGCAACAAGAGCUUUUUCCCCCACAUCGGAGACGUAUUCGUUCGCUACGGCUAUCCCUUGCCGACGCUGGCUAUUGAGACGUCGCGCUAUACGGUGAACCAGCUGUUCACCAACCUGCUGGAGGAGUAUGUGGAGCACAAGGGCGAUCCGCUGGUGGGCACCAUUGAGCCGUCGAUGUACCUGGGUCGCUUUCAGUGGGAUCACGAGAUGGAGAUUGGUCAGCUGCGACCCUAUGCCCAUGAAUGCUGCGAUAACCUCGUCGGCGUCUACUCGGAGAUCUACAGCAUCUCCCCAGCCCUGCUACGUCCCAUCCUGGAGUCCAUUGUUCAGACCAUAUCUGAGGAGCUGGCUCGCCUAAUGAGCUGCGUGCAGCGCUUCAGCUUUACGGGUGCCAUACAGGCCCACGUGGACAUCCGCCUACUGAGGGAUGCCCUCGAAGGCUAUGCGAAUGAGACAGCCAAAAACUACUUCAUGGAGGCACUGGAGGCGAUCAAUCCUCCGCUGAAUGUCGAACAGAAGCGCAAGGCAGACGAGAUCCUGGAGCGUGUGAAGCGGAAUAUGAGACUGCAGUUGCUCUGCUUCACCAUUAAAGAGCCCUAGGGAGGAGGACAUUCCACUCUACAGUCUGCACUCUACACUCUCCACUCUGCAUUCAAUGUAGAUAGCCCUGUGCAGAUUAGACUUGUGAUUCCCGAUUGGUCAGUUGAAAGGGAUAUAAAUCUUUAUUCAAUUGCAGAUAUUAUAUUGAUUUCUAAAGGAAA
Drosophila persimilis is the source of this 2907-nucleotide messenger RNA. RefSeq names its product exocyst complex component 2 (gene Sec5). Gene Ontology annotation, cellular component: exocyst. The transcript has 4 exons. Gene Ontology annotation, biological process: Golgi to plasma membrane transport; exocytosis. The record is from RefSeq and is a predicted model, not a curated record. Lineage: Eukaryota; Metazoa; Arthropoda; Insecta; Diptera; Drosophilidae. Bases 53 to 2746 code for a protein of 897 amino acids.